CUCGAGACGAUUUCCACUUGGAUGAUGACAGUGGCUCGGACGGUUUUGUUGUUCCUGUCAAGGGUAAGAAGAACGCUGCUCCUGUCAAGAAGGCCGUUGCAUCUUCCUCGAAGAUCACCAAGCUGCCACCUCAAAGAAACCCGCCCCCAAGAAGGCGCCUCUGGCCACAAAAAAACAUGCGCCCAACGAUUCCAUCUCCGAAGAUGACUUCCCCGGCUCUUCUCCAGCCAAGACAGUAGCUCCAGCCAGAGCUUCGUCCGACGCAAUGGAUGUCGACGAGAUAGAUGAGGGUCCUACGGGGGCCAAGAGAAGUGCGUCGGAUAUGUAUCAGAAGCUGUCUCAGCUGGAACACGUCCUCAAGAGGCCGGACUCUUACAUCGGCUCUGUAGAGGCUAUCACACAGAUGAUGUGGGUUCUCAAUGCAGAGACAAAAACUAUGGUAUUUCGGAAUACAACAUUUGUGCCUGGAUUCUUCAAGAUCUUCGACGAGAUCCUUGUGAAUGCGGCCGACAACAAGAUCAAUGACGCUACGAUGGACACCAUCAAGAUCCACAUAGACCGUGAAAAGAAUCAGAUUAGUGUACAUAAUAAUGGUCGGGGUAUACCUAUUGAAAUGCACAAGAAGGAGGGCAUCAUGAUCCCGGAGUUGAUAUUUGGUCAUCUUCUUACGUCGAGCAACUACGAUGAUGACCAGAAAAAGCUUACCGGUGGACGUAAUGGGUAUGGUGCCAAACUGGCAAACAUUUACUCGCUCGAGUUCAUCGUAGAAACGGCGGAUAAAACGAAUGGAAAGAAAUACAAACAGGUUUUCAGUCACAACAUGGGCAAGAAAUCUCCGCCAAAGAUCACCGACAACAAGAAGGGCGAAGAGUAUACUCGAAUCACGUUUACCCCUGACCUGAAGCGGUUCGGCAUGAACGGUAUUGAUGAUGAUACCUACGCUCUCCUGACAAAGCGAGUGUACGAUGUGGCAGGGACCGUCAAAGAUAUUAAAGUUUAUCUCAACGACGAACGGCUGAAGAUAAAAGGGUUUAAGCAGUACGUGGAAAUGUAUCUGAACGCGUCCACGCAGGCCAUAUCUGACGCUGCUGGUGGCGCAGCGGUACCAAAGCCCACCAUCAUAUAUGAAUCUCCAAACAAGAGAUGGGAGGUGGCCUUCGCCCUCUCAGACGGGGAAUAUCGACAUGUCUCCUUCGCCAAUUCAAUUUCGACCAUCAAAGGUGGCACGCACGUUGACAUGAUCUCAACUCAACUCGCCAACAAGCUUAUGGAUCAAAUAAAGAAGAAAAAUAAAGCUGCUCCGGUCAAGGCCUUUCAAAUAAAAAAUCAUAUGUGGAUCUUCGUAAACGCCUUGGUUGAAAACCCCGCCUUCGACUCCCAGACAAAGGAGACUCUCACGCUCAAAAGUUCCGCUUUCGGUAGUCGCUGCGAGCUGUCCGAAGACUUUGUGAAAAAAGCAGUCUCAAAGUCCGGUAUCAUUGACAACGUCCUCAACUGGGCCAAGUUCAAGCAAGAUCAGAUAUUGAAGAAGUCCGACGGCGCAAAACGCUCCCGUAUUUCGGGCAUUGUCAAGUUGGAAGAUGCCAACAAUGCGGGAGGCCGCAACGCCAGUCGGUGCACCUUGAUUCUCACCGAAGGAGAUUCCGCCAAAGCUCUCGCCGUUUCCGGUCUUGGUGUCGUCGGUCGCGAUGACUAUGGGGUGUUCCCGCUUCGAGGUAAACUUCUCAACGUUCGCGAAGCAGGUCAUGAUCAAAUCGUGAAAAAUGUUGAGAUACAACAUAUCAAGCAGAUUCUCGGUCUGAAACACAAUCAAGAUUAUCUUUCUACCGACAGUCUGAGAUACGGACAUGUCAUGAUCAUGACAGAUCAAGAUCAUGAUGGCUCGCACAUCAAAGGACUUAUCAUCAACUUCCUGGAUCACUUCUACCCGUCUUUGCUUCGCAUCCCCGAUUUUCUUGUCGAAUUCAUCACUCCCAUCGUCAAGGUGACCAAAGGCAAACAGGAGAUGAGUUUCUAUACUAUGCCACAAUAUGAAGAAUGGAAAGCAGCACACAAUGACGGGCGCGGGUGGGACGCCAAAUAUUACAAAGGUCUCGGUACCAGCACCUCGGCCGACGCGAAAAAAUACUUUUCGGCUCUGGAAAGACAUCGACUAGCCUUCGAGACGAUGAAAAACGAAGACCGAGCUCUCAUUGAUAUGGCAUUCAAUAAGAAGAAAGCGGAUGAUCGGAAGGAAUGGCUCAGGCAGUUCAAACCGGGCACUUUCCUAGAUCAUGAUGUCCACACUGUCCCAAUCUCAGACUUUGUCAACAAGGAACUCAUCCUCUUUUCAAUGGCGGACAACAUCCGAUCGAUCCCCUCGGUGGCCGAUGGUCUCAAGCCCGGACAGCGCAAAGUCCUCUUUGGCUGCUUCAAACGAAAUCUGACAAAAGAGAUCAAGGUGGCUCAGUUAGCAGGAUACGUCUCUGAGAAGACUGCGUAUCACCACGGGGAGCAAUCGUUGACCUCCACAAUCGUCGGGCUCGCUCAAAACUUCGUGGGAAGUAACAAUAUCAAUUUGCUUGCACCCAACGGUCAAUUCGGGACCCGUAUCGCUGGCGGUAAGGAUGCUGCCAGCGCUCGUUACAUCUACACGGAAAUUCCUCGAAUGACCCGAGCAAUCUUUCACUCCGCCGACGACGGUCUCUUGGACUAUAUGCUCGAGGAUGGUAUGGGUAUCGAACCUGAUUACUACCUGCCCGUAGUCCCGUUGGUUCUUAUCAAUGGUGCUGACGGUAUUGGGACCGGUUGGUCUACGUCCAUUCCAAAUUACAAUCCUGUCGAUAUCGUCAAUAACUUGCGUAAAAUGAUGCGAGGUGAAGAACCGGAACGUAUGAAUCCCUGGUUCCGAGGAUUCAGGGGCAGCAUCGAACGAGUGGAGCAAGAUAAGUACAAAGUCAGCGGGAUUAUCGAAAAAGUAAACAACAACACGCUGGAGAUUACAGAGCUUCCGAUACGCAAAUGGACGCAAGACUUCAAGGAGAUGUUAGAAGAGAUGACUACGGGCACGGACAAGGUGCCUAGCACAGUGAAGGAUUAUGAGGAGCAUCAUACCGACACCACCGUCCACUUCCGUUUGCAUCUCGCUGAUAAUCAUAUGAGAGCAGCCGAGGAGGAGGGUUUCGAGAAGAGAUUUAAGAUGUCGACCACCAUCAGUACGAGCAACAUGGUAUGCUUUGACAUGAACGGCAAGAUUAAAAAAUACUCCUCUGCCGAAGAGAUAUUGUCAGACUUCUUCCAUAAGCGCCUCGAAUUCUACGCGCUCCGUAAGCAACAUCUUGCCGACGAGCUCAAUAGACAAUUCGAGAAACUCUCCAAUCAAGCGCGUUUCGUACAGAUGAUCAUCAGCAAGGAGUUGUCAGUCUCGAACAAGAAGAAGGCGGUUCUCGUAGCCGAAUUGCGUACCCUCAACUUCAAACCCUUCCCCAAGGGCAAGAAGAAGGACGAGGGUGAAGUUGAACCCAAUCUGGAAGAGGAAGAUGAGGGGCAAGCUAGCGAUUAUGAUUAUCUGCUCGGCAUGGCGAUCUGGAGCUUGACGGCAGAAAAGGUGGAGAAGCUCCUGGCUGAGAGAGACGGCAAGGAACAGGAGCUGAUCGAAUUGUUAAAGUUGUCGGCUCAGAAUCUAUGGGACCGAGAUUUGGACAAAUUUCUGUCCGAGUGGGAAAGCUUGCUCUUGGACGAUGUCUCAGCUGCGAAGACCAACAAGCCCAAGACGAAAGCUGCUCUCAAAGUGGCGGAGAAGAAGAAACGGAGGGCCAACGGGGAGGACUCGGAUGAAUCUGAUUCGUUCAUGCCGACCAAGGCUAAGCCCAAGCCAAAGCCAAAAGCGAAAGCCUCGCCAGUCAAGGUCUCGCCUUUGAAGAGAGAGAGUGCACACUUAUCUGCUGGUGAUGAACCGCCUGCCAAGAAGGCCCCUUCCUCAAAGCCAGCGGUCAAAACCAAGCCCAAGCCUAAGAUCAUCCACGACGAGGAUUCUGAUGAUGAAAUAUAUAACAUACCUGCUCCCAAGGCCUCGAGUUCGAAAGCAAAGAUCCCCCUGGACGACGAGGAUGAGUCUGACAUUGAGGUGAUGUCGCCUCCGAAGGCGGUCAAAAGCAAGCCCGCUCCCAGAGCUACGACCAAAAGUAAGAAGGCCGACUCGGACUUUGAUGAGGACGACUCGGAUGACUUUGUACCGGCACCUAGGGCGGCACCGAGGACAGGCAGAGGGGCGACGAAGAAGACAGCCUACGUGGAGAUGUCUGACGACGAGGACGAUUAGAUGCAGCUGCGAGCCGAGUGUGACAUGGCUAUCUAACGACUGUACAUAUAGGCUCCAUGAUUGUGAUGCUAUGCUAUCCGAAG
Messenger RNA from Tremella mesenterica DSM 1558, 4383 nucleotides. RefSeq lists its product as uncharacterized. The coding region runs from base 266 to 4300 and encodes 1344 amino acids. The record is from RefSeq and is a predicted model, not a curated record. NCBI's taxonomy places the organism in Eukaryota, Fungi, Basidiomycota, Tremellomycetes, Tremellales, Tremellaceae. Gene Ontology annotation, molecular function: DNA topoisomerase type II (double strand cut, ATP-hydrolyzing) activity; DNA binding; ATP binding. The transcript is spliced from 17 exons. Gene Ontology annotation, cellular component: nucleus. Gene Ontology annotation, biological process: sister chromatid segregation; resolution of meiotic recombination intermediates; DNA topological change.